CACGAGAUUUGACGUCAUCGGUCCGCGACACACACCAUGUUGAUGAAAUCGUUAGUAACGUAUACAUCUACGCGUGUAUGUCCUUCAAAACCUCACCUGUCGUGUUGGUUUUACAGACGUGUUUUGAUAUUUUACCUCCGGCCGAUUCUUUGAGGACGAUGUUGGCGGUUAACCGGUUGUUUCGCUGUUCUCGCGGUCGUUCAGCGCCGUCUGGACUCUGCGUUGUGCUCCACUGCCGUCGUCCAGGACCACCGACGACCACAGCCAGGUCGGGGCUUCUCUCCUCACAGGACCAGCGUGGUUGUCAUACUUUGUUACCUGCAGACAGACGUGAAGCUCAUCUUAGCGGUUAUAGGGAGUUCUCAACCUGCCAGAGUAUCAGAAGUGACGCUAUUGGACAGAUCCAGUCAAAACAUUAUCGACUCGUUUACACAUGCAAGGUUUGCUCUACCAGGUCCACACAGAAAAUAUCCAAGCUGGCUUAUCACAAAGGUGUUGUGAUUGUGACAUGUCCAGGGUGUAAGAAUCACCAUAUCAUCGCUGAUAACCUCAACUGGUUUUCGGACCUGGAAGGGAAGAGAAAUAUUGAGGAAAUCCUUGCUGCCAAAGGAGAGACUGUAAAGAGGAUUGAAGGAAGUUCCGCUUUGGAGAUUGUGGUGGAUGAAUCUAUCAAAGAAAAGUCACAACAUGGUGAAGACACAGAGAAAUCAGACAAUGAGCCAGAAAAACAGUAAUGCUGUGUUCAUACUGUAUAUGUAUUUUGUAAGAUGUUUAUAUUGAAAUCCAUAAUAAAAACAAAUAUUUAUAUAUAAAUAAAUGUCUUUAUGAAUUCUAAGCAAGGAAAAAGGGAACUGAUCAAGAUAGCUUUUAAUAUCAGGAAUAGAAUAGAUGGAACUAUAAAUCCAGCUAACUGAUAAA
Messenger RNA from Etheostoma spectabile (orangethroat darter), 918 nucleotides. RefSeq names its product DNL-type zinc finger (gene dnlz). The record is from RefSeq and is a predicted model, not a curated record. Gene Ontology annotation, cellular component: mitochondrion. Bases 78 to 734 code for a protein of 218 amino acids. Gene Ontology annotation, molecular function: protein-folding chaperone binding; zinc ion binding. Gene Ontology annotation, biological process: protein stabilization; protein import into mitochondrial matrix; protein folding. The transcript is spliced from 3 exons. NCBI's taxonomy places the organism in Eukaryota, Metazoa, Chordata, Actinopteri, Perciformes, Percidae.